UGAAUUGGGAUAUUCUGCUUCUCCUAGAAGAUCAUUUCUCCACACACCGCACCACCUUAUUCCAUUUCCUUUUGAAGCCGAUGUUUUAUUUUCGUUGCAGUAGUCAAAGAUUCUCUUACCCCACCUGUCGUCUUCCCAUUUCUUCAAUUACUAGAUUUUAGAUUGAAUUUUUAAAUAAGGAAUAUAUAAGAUAUCAUGUUCUAGGCAUGUAAAAUUAUUAUUACGUAUGUGAUUAACCACAGAGACUUUGGACCUUACACAACACAAGAAGCCAAGCACAAAAACUUUCAUUCUUCUUCUUUCUUUCUCUUUCUUUGCAGAUUCUCUCUUUCUUUAUUUACUCUCCACUCACACUCAGUCUUACCCUCUGUUUUUAAUUUACCCUUCCUUUUCUUUCUUGCUCUCUCUGUUAAAACUUGAAAUCCUAGAUUCCUUUCUCAGCUUUCCCAAAUUCUGUCAUCAGCUACGUACAGUUUGUAGGUGGUACAGAUGUCGACUCCCGCAAGGAAAAGGCUAAUGAGAGAUUUUAAGAGGUUGCAACAAGAUCCACCCGCUGGCAUCAGUGGGGCACCCGAAGAAAACAAUAUUAUGCUUUGGAAUGCUGUCAUAUUUGGGUUCUGGUAUCUUGUCUGAUUUGGAAUGCAGCCCUGAUGAUACUCCAUGGGACGGAGGCACAUUCAAACUGAGUCUUCAGUUUACAGAGGAUUAUCCGAACAAAGCUCCAACAGUGCGAUUUGUUUCGCGAAUGUUUCAUCCAAACAUUUAUGCCGAUGGAAGUAUUUGUUUGGACAUUUUACAAAACCAAUGGAGCCCCAUAUAUGAUGUAGCUGCAAUACUCACAUCUGUCCAGUCAUUGCUCUGUGAUCCCAAUCCAAACUCUCCUGCGAACUCUGAAGCUGCUCGGAUGUUUAGUGAGAACAAGCGCGAGUACAACCGGAGAGUAAGGGAAAUAGUGGAGCAGAGCUGGACUGCAGACUAGCCGCCCCAUGGGCAAUUGGCGGGUGGUACAUAUUAAAUCUGAAAUUUUCUAGGGCAUGCUGCUUAAGUGAACAUUCCCAAUUCAUUACCUACAAUGUCUGAAGCUAUUGAACUUACCCUAUCUGUAUCUGAAAUACCAUCCCCUUUCAUAAUUUGAACAUUAGAGCUAUUUAAUCCGUAUUAUAUAGUAAGACUGUUGUGUGUGUUGUGUA
Messenger RNA from Mangifera indica (mango), 1190 nucleotides. Its product is annotated as ubiquitin-conjugating enzyme E2 2-like. The coding region runs from base 599 to 979 and encodes 126 amino acids. NCBI's taxonomy places the organism in Eukaryota, Viridiplantae, Streptophyta, Magnoliopsida, Sapindales, Anacardiaceae. The record is from RefSeq and is a predicted model, not a curated record. The transcript has 6 exons.